Molecule: messenger RNA, 880 nt
Organism: Cuscuta europaea
Lineage: Eukaryota; Viridiplantae; Streptophyta; Magnoliopsida; Solanales; Convolvulaceae
Source: the annotation of a GenBank genome assembly
CUGAGGAGCAUAAACGAGUGCAUGAACAGUGGGAGAGAUCAAAUCGCAUGUCUCUUAUGAUCAUAAAAAAUUCCAUCUCGAUUGCUAUUCGUGGAGCCAUUCCGGAUUCGGACAAUGCGAAAACUUACUUGGACUCCGUAGAGGAGCAAUUCAAGGGCACCUCCAAGGCUCAUGCGAGUACAUUAAUCUUGCAAAUGUUGACAAAGAAAUAUGACGGUGUGAGUGGUGUGCGUGAGCACAUUAUGAUGAUGAGUGACAUGGCUAACAAACUUAAGAGUAUGGAUAUGGAGAUUAGCGAGGGCUUCGUAGUCCACUUCAUUAUGACCUCCUUGCCUGCACAAUUUGGUCCUUUUAAAAUUAACUAUAACACUCAAAAGGAAAAAUGGAAAAUGAGUGAGUUAAUUGCAAUGUGCGUACAAGAGGAGGAGUGCCUCAAAGUGGAAAAGCCCGAUGUCACCCAUCUCACAACCACAAACACUAGCAAGAGAAAGGGCAAGUUCAAGACCGGUGAAAGCUCAAAGGUCCACAAAAUUGGUACAAGUGCGGUCACAGGCUCAACCAAUGCCAAAGGUCCUCCUCGUUGUAAAUUUUGCCAUAAGAAAGGGCAUUUUCAACGAGAGUGCUCAAAAUUCAAGGAAUGGUUAGCCAAGAAAGGGAUUCCAUACAAUCCGGAGGUUGGAAAGAAACCAAAGGACCAUUAAAAUCGGGAAUGGUGAAGACAUUAAUGUUGAAGCUGUUGGUACCUUACCUUUAGUAUUGGAGGGUGACUUCUGCAUGUAUUUAUAUGACACAUUGUAUGUACCGAGCAUUACUCGGAAUUUAGUAUCUGUACCUAAGUUAAACAAUAAUGGUUAUGUAUUAACUUUUAAUAAUGGUAAAG